AUGGAAGUUGACGAGGGACGUGACUUCACGGAGCUCGUAGAGCUUGCAAACGUUCUUCAAGAUUUUAGGACUGGCGAACUAAAUGAUCCAGGAUCGAGAGAUAUUUUCGAAGUGGUUAAGGAAUUUAGAGCUGUGGCAGGUGGGAAGGCGCUCAACUUUGUUCCGGAUGACGUUGAAAAGCGGAGCGGAGCUUUUGUAAAUUGGGAUUUAGAGGCUAAACUAUGGCAUCUCAUCGAGGUUUUGGUAAACUACAGGACAGCAGAUGUGGACCUAGAAAACGAAAACCCAGCUGCGAAAAUGUACCAUAAAAGAUUUUUGGAAGAUAACCGCUCUCUUUACGAAGUAUGGUUGAUUAUUGUAUGGAUUCAAGCCAAUGCCAGAUUUCCAGAUAAACCGGAUAAUUUGGGGACCACCAAAUGGUCGCACUCGUUUUUGGCUGGGGAUCUCAAAAGCUGUGAUUCAGAUUUCCCUUUGAGAGAUACAAGCUGUGUUUUAGACUCCCGGGAUAAACAAGCAGAUCAUAGCUUUUUCAAGUAUGCAUACGAACUCAUAGUAGCGGGGAAAAUGGAUGAGGCAAGAAAAGAGUGCGAAUAUAGCGACAAUCUUACCCUGGCAUUGAUACUGUGUGGUGUAGAUAACCAUCCGGAAUCUGACGCUGAUAGCCCAAAGACAACGGACCUUUAUCGACAGAGAACAUUAUGGCGAAGGGCUGUUUACUCUUUGUCGACAAACGAAGACUUAGACGUAUAUGAAAGGGCCAUUUAUUCCUAUCUAUGUGGCGAAAUUGGUCAGACCACAGAAAAUAUAAAGAUGGAAUGGGAUACAGAACUUCUGCUGCACUUGAACCACUCAUGGCAAACGGCUCUUGAGGAUCAUUUGAUUAACGAAAAUCUGGUCGACACAGAGGAAAUGAUACUUCCAAUGGAUGGUCAGUACUUAUCUCUACAGUCUACUUUAGACAUUGUAUCGAAGAGGCACCCCCAUGAUAGCGAGCACCCGCUCAGAGUUUUAAUGGGUGCUGUAAUGCUGGAUAAAGUUCCCGCGGUGGUCAAGUCUUCUGUUACAAUGCUAGUAGACGCUAUAAAAGGCUUUGAUCUAGCAAAUGAUAUGGCGGAAGAACCCUACUUACUUCGUGUGGUAACGCAUCUUGCAAUUGUGAUGGACGUAGUUUAUCCAGGCUCAAUUGAAGAACAAGAUAAGUCCAGGUUGAUUACUGCAUACGUGACUAUUCUUUCAUUUUACGAACUCAAUGAUAUCAUACCCAUUUACAUUAGCUUCCUCAAGGAGUCCGAAGCCCUAGACGCCUAUUCGUUCUUCUUGUCCAACCUGACAGAAGCAAGUGCCCGUAAGAAGCAGCUAGAAUUGUGUCGUUUAUUGCAUUUGCCUGUGGCUAAUAUUCUUAGGCGUACAACCCAAAGAGUCUUCGACGAUACGGAGAAUGCCUACGCCCCUGGAGCAAGAGUUGACGUGCACUCGCCUAUUGAUGCAACCGAUAAAAAACUGAUAUCGGCUGCGGAAUGGUUAAUUGAAGGUCACAUUUCAGUGGAUGCCCUCAGUUCACUCGUCGUUUUAUCAAGACGAUUUCUUUUGAACGGUAGAAUCAAUUCGUUGAGGUAUCUGUACGGAAGACAGGAUUUGGACAAUUUGAUAAAAGAUUACGAGAUAGACACGAUAAAGGAGGCAGAUAAUGAAAGAACAAUUGUUAAUGAGAUUGAAAAUUACCGCGCUUUGAUACAAGUUUUCAACAGGUUUGAACAAUGGCAGAAGAUCUCCAACGAAAAGAAAUCGGACACAAACUUGCCAAACCUCUUAACGUCAUUUCGGGACAUUUCUAGUUUUGUUCACAAAGUCAUCAAAACAUUCCUGGUCGAUCUUUCAGAAGCAUCAACCUCUCAGGAUCAAGAAGUGAUCUACGAAAUCAGAGCAUUAUACACCCCUCACCUGGUCAUUGAACUUCACCGUGCUUUUAUUUCCGCCUCAGAGGCGCUUAAGGUCGCCAGUUUCAUCACAGAGGCACUAGCAUUGGCGAAUAUUGUGGCAAACGAGACUGAUCGCAUUUAUCUUCUCUUUCAAUCUUGUGGAAGGUUAGAGGAGUAUUUACAGCUUAUUGCUAGGACAGCAACAAUGAUAAAAGCAUGA
Lachancea lanzarotensis is the source of this 2139-nucleotide messenger RNA. RefSeq names its product LALA0S03e03642g1_1 (gene NUP84). The transcript has a single exon. Lineage: Eukaryota; Fungi; Ascomycota; Saccharomycetes; Saccharomycetales; Saccharomycetaceae. Gene Ontology annotation, cellular component: nuclear pore; nuclear pore outer ring. Gene Ontology annotation, biological process: post-transcriptional tethering of RNA polymerase II gene DNA at nuclear periphery; protein import into nucleus; regulation of DNA-templated transcription. Gene Ontology annotation, molecular function: structural constituent of nuclear pore. Bases 1 to 2139 code for a protein of 712 amino acids. The record is from RefSeq and is a predicted model, not a curated record.